Messenger RNA from Gilbertella persicaria, 1860 nucleotides. RefSeq names its product fungal-specific transcription factor domain-containing protein. The transcript is spliced from 2 exons. Lineage: Eukaryota; Fungi; Mucoromycota; Mucoromycetes; Mucorales; Choanephoraceae. Gene Ontology annotation, biological process: DNA-templated transcription. Gene Ontology annotation, molecular function: zinc ion binding; DNA binding. The coding region runs from base 1 to 1860 and encodes 619 amino acids. The record is from RefSeq and is a predicted model, not a curated record.
AUGCUUCGUAGCAGCAAAAACUUUCAAAAUGGUGCUUUCCAUCUUAAUUCCCGAGGUUAUCAUCGUACAAAACGACCUGACGGCCAAAAUGUUCUGCCAAAUCCAUUAGCCGUUGAUCCCUACGCUUUACCACCACCUGAUUUGUCGAAACAUUUGCUUGAUUUGUACUUUGCCCACUUUUAUCCCUUGCUACCUCUCCUGCACAAGAAAUCGUUUUUGGAAUCACUUGAAUCUGACAAGCCACCACCACCCUUGUUGCUGAAUGCUUUGUAUGCUGUUGCUUCUCGUAUUUCGCCUGAUGUCAGAGUGAGAACAGAUCCUACAUUAAAAGAUACAGCAGGCGAUAUCUUCCUGGAGAGAGCAAGGAUCUUGCUAGAUUUUGAAUGGGAUGAUUAUCGAGUAUCCACCGUACAAUCACUAUUGCUUCUCAGCAGCCAUCAAAAUGGCGCCUUAAAGAACAUUCGAGGAUGGUUAUACAGUGGAUUGGCAUUUCGAAUGUGUCAGAACUUGGGUCUGAAUCGAAAUUGCGAUUCAUGGAAUCUGUCUGACCAAGAGAAAGAAGAAAGAAAGCGUGUGUUUUAUUGCUGCUUUGUGGUAGAUCGUUUAACGUGUGCUAUGCAUGGUAGAGCACCUAUGAUUGAUGAACGUGAUCUAGAUACGCCUUAUCCUUCUGAAGUAGACCAAGACGACAAGAACAACAAUCCAACUAUCAUGGACAACUUUCAUCAAUUGAUCAAAUUAUGCGAAAUUCUGGGCGAUAUUCUUUGCCAAUUGUAUAUGGUCAAAGGAAGAAAACAGUUAGCCAUGAUGGCUUCUCCGGAUGAUGUUAUCUCCAAGCUGGAUCGUGCAUUGAAUCGAUGGAUGGCUAAACUUCCUCCUUCUGUGCAAUACAGACCACCCAACACUCGCAUGGCAGAAAAGGCCCCUGCGCCUAAACUAGAACUUUGUCAGAUCCAUAUGCUCUUCUACACUUCACUCAUCUUAUUACAUCGACCCUUCAUUCCUGGUCCCACACAAAAGACAGCACCCUCUGUAUUUCCUUCUGCCUCUAUCUGUACUUUUGCCGCCAACAAAAUUCUGGAUAUUGUAGAGUCUCUGAUGGCAGAAGGACGACUGAAGAAUGUGAACAACUAUGCGCUUUAUUUCAUGUUUACUGCUGGUAUUAUCUUUAUCAAUGACGCUUUAUCUUCAGAUGCCAUGUUUGCAUUUGAAGCCAAGAUCAGCAUCAACAAGAUUAUGCGUGCUAUGGAAGAAGUAGAGACGACAUGGAUUACUUCUGCCCGUCAUUGCAAUAUUUUGGGCGAGUUAGCAGGUUUGCGCGAUAUCAAUUUAGAAAAUGUGGAUGAAGGGUAUAACCGACCUCCUUCGCUUAAACCACCACAAGCACUUUCGAUUGCUGUCCCCAACUCACCUACAAUGGGAUCAUUGGAUCCAGCUCCAGAGUCUUCGUUGCUUAACUUUAAUCGUAAUCCUAUUGAUAUUAAGCACGGUAGAGAACAGAAAUUUCCUGACUAUUUAACGCAAUAUGACAACCAUUCAUCUAGCGCUAGCCAUGACAGUAGGAUGGAUUCACCUUAUACACAGCACCCACCAAGUUCAACACCGCCUCUUUUAAGCCACUCUUCCACAAAUUUUAAUAAUUCUUCUCGAGAAGGCUCGACCAUUGAGUUUAGUGGACCUAGAAAACGUUCUUCGUUUGAUCCUAUUGGCACCGCAUUUUGGGGCGUACCCAUGUCGUUCGAUAUUGAUGAGUGGAAUAGUUAUUUUAGUAAUCAGAAUUUUAGAAGUCAAGAAGGGCAGAUGGAAGGUAGACCCAGCGAUACCAAUUUUUAUGACGGAUCAACCAACACACCUAUGUAA